UAAAACCCUGCCUCGCUUGAUUUUUUCUUCGAGUUAACUACAUCUGUCUAUUUCUAUAUCAAUUUACACAUCAUGUCUGGAACCGCUACCAAGAACCCUUGCAAACUCGUCUACAAGUCCGAAGACGGCAGUGAAUACUUUGUGAUUGCCAACGCUGGUAUGGCCGCCCAAUGGAAGAAGGACAAGACUAUUCCCUUGAUCGAUGUUGUCCAGAGCUUCGAUGUCCUCACUGUCACCAACGGCGGCAACAGCGGUGAAGCCAGCCGUCCCCCCUCCGGUAUUUUGAGCAGCGUGUUCGGUACCGAUAAUGUGGAUGAAGUCGUCAAGAAGAUUGUCGAACAGGGUGAAGAGAAGGGCAUGUAAAAGAAACACAAUUCAUUAUCAUUACACCUUAUCUACGCGCUAUGGUUAUUCUAGUUGUUGGGAUUCAUUUGUACAAAAAAACUGUUUAUAUUUAGCUUGUAAAAAAAGCGUCAGAAAUACAUAUCAUCCGGUGACGGAUAUUUGCUUUGCAC
This is a messenger RNA of Radiomyces spectabilis, 515 nucleotides long. RefSeq names its product ribosome maturation protein. The transcript has a single exon. The coding region runs from base 73 to 363 and encodes 96 amino acids. NCBI's taxonomy places the organism in Eukaryota, Fungi, Mucoromycota, Mucoromycetes, Mucorales, Radiomycetaceae. The record is from RefSeq and is a predicted model, not a curated record.